UUCUAUGUUGAGGCAGAAAUGUUUAUUUCAAAUGACCUGCAGAAAUUGUGUGCUUGAAUGUUCAGGAUGCAAACAGAAAAAGCGCAUGAAAGAAAGAAGAGAAUUUGAAUGCACAACAUGUAAUCGACAGACAACAUUAGUGCCUCGUGGGUCGAUUACGACAUUAAUUUCUAGAGACAUAGCUGAGAAGAUGCUCUCCAUGACAGCAGAACAUAUAUUUGAAACAACUUUGGUCAAGAAUCAACUCCUGCCCAUUGACCAUGUUCAUAAGAUGUUGUCGGACAGACUGUUCCGAAUUCAAUUAAAAAAGUCAUCCUGGAGAAGCUCGAACGACACACAGACAACUGUAUCAAUUAUGUCCUACGUAGAAAGGAAACCAAUCUUUCCACCUAGCGUUAAUCAGAGGGACGCCAAAAAACUGAAGCCUCUAAGCACAAGUGAGGUAGACAUGGAGAAAGCAGUUAUUGCAUCUGACUCUUCAAGCACAAGGCCGAAAGAUCAACCACCCACACCAGCAAAAAAGCCGUAAAAGGUUAGUC
Messenger RNA from Lycium ferocissimum, 539 nucleotides. RefSeq lists its product as uncharacterized. The coding region runs from base 5 to 529 and encodes 174 amino acids. The record is from RefSeq and is a predicted model, not a curated record. Lineage: Eukaryota; Viridiplantae; Streptophyta; Magnoliopsida; Solanales; Solanaceae. The transcript is spliced from 3 exons.